AUUCAACCCUAGCUCUAGUAUUCAACGAGGCGGCGUCGCAGCCAGUGGAGCGGCGGCGCGAGCUCUGUUUCCGGGGAGGAGCGACGUCGGCGCCUCAGCGUGGAGCGGGGGCGACUCCGUGCGGCCGCCAGGGUAGGUCAGCCAGACUUUACCAGAUCUGCCCCUCAGCUCGUCGGCGCGGGCGGCGCAGGGAGUGGAACGGCGGAGACUUCCAACUCCGUGAGGUCGGCCGCCGGCGCAAGCCCAGGUUCCUCAUGUCGAUGUUCACUGGUGUAUCUGUCAUUGACGGCGAGAAUCAGAGCUCUUGCAACACGUCGGCCAUCUACACCGGCGUUGCGGACAGCGGGUACCACCUGCUCAUGGUCACGGGCUACUCGCACACCAAAGAGGAGCUACACACUGGCGAGUGUGCCAGCACUAGUCUUUUCACAGUGGGAGGCCAUGAUUGGUAUGUCGAGUACUACCCCAACGGCUUAAACAAGGACUGCGCCGACUUCAUUUCUCUCAACGUUAUCCUUCCCUUUGACAACGACCCUCUCGACAUGGUUGUGGAGGCCAAGCUAAGUUUUAGUCUCAUCGACCAGGUUGAGAAGCAGAAUCCAAUGUACAUUCGUGCAGCCAGUAAGACUUCCAGGUUCUCCAGUGCUGCUAUUAACUGGGGCAGCGACAAGUUUGUGAGAAGAGAUGCCCUCGAACGAUCAUCGGAUCUAAAGGGUGAUUGUUUCACCAUCCGGUGCGACAUCAUGGUUGUUUCCAAGGAUCCCAGAACCGAGGGCGCCAGUGGCACCCUUUCUGACAUACACCAGCAUUUGAGCAAUCUCCUUCAAACAAAAGUGGGUGCUGAUGUGACAUUUGAGGUCAGCGGCGAGAGGUUCGCCGCACACCGGUGUGUGCUUGCAGCCAGGUCUAAAGUCUUCAUGGCACAGCUCUUUGGCCCCAUGAAGGAGACAUCCACCGUCAUACACAUCAAAGACAUGGAAGCAAAAGUGUUCAGGGCUUUGCUUAGCUUCAUCUACACAGAUUUAUUACCCAUGAUCGAGGAUGAAAAGUCACAGGAUCUGGAAGAAGGACAAGUAGAGGAGGUAGUACAACAUGAAAUGAGGCUGCAAUGUCUGCAAGACUUGUUUGUGGCGGCAGACAGAUAUGAUCUCCAACAGCUCAAGUUUAUCUGUGAAAAGCAGUUGUCUGAGCAAUUAGGUGUGAGCUCGGUGAUGUCCACUCUUGUUCUAGCCGAGCAGCACCAGUGCCAGGGAUUGAAGGAGGCGUGCAUGAAGUUUGUCCAAGUCCAGUCUCCCUCGUGCUUGCAAACAGUAAUGGCAACUAAUGGCUGGGAUCAUGCAUAUACCACCUAUCCUUCGGUUUUGAAGGAGCUCUUUGUCAAGAUUGCUUCAAAUCGGCGGAAGUAAGACUAUACGGUAUGCAACUAUGCAUGUUCCUUGAUCCUGUAGUGGUGCUCUUAUGCAUUUAUGGGAUUCUCUAGAGAGACGCUAGUCCGUGCGUGUUGAUGUUGUCUCUUCAUGUAAUGUGCCUGUAUGCUGAACCAGAAAAAUCCAACUUAUGGCCAAAUUGUCUCUGUUGACAUGAUGGUUUGUACAUUCAGCAAUGAGCAUCAACACUGCAUCACUGCACAAGUUCCUUA
This is a messenger RNA of Hordeum vulgare subsp. vulgare (domesticated barley), 1639 nucleotides long. RefSeq names its product BTB/POZ and MATH domain-containing protein 3-like. NCBI's taxonomy places the organism in Eukaryota, Viridiplantae, Streptophyta, Magnoliopsida, Poales, Poaceae. Gene Ontology annotation, molecular function: protein binding. Gene Ontology annotation, biological process: protein ubiquitination. The record is from RefSeq and is a predicted model, not a curated record. The transcript has 2 exons. Bases 255 to 1406 code for a protein of 383 amino acids.